CAGCUGCUUCGUUCCCAACAGAAGGAGAAUCUGAAACUCCAUUACAUUGCACUCCUCCCCACCUCUACGCUCGCGGCUAUGCCGGAAUCGUCGUGAACUUCCAGGCGGCGGCGGCGGCUCGGAGGCGGAGAGCCAAGAUGUUCGAAGGGCUGGUCCGCCAGCUGCUACUCGGCUACCUCGGCCGGUACGUUAAGGACAUACAGAGGGAUCAGCUGAAGAUCACACUCUGGCACGAGGAGGUCCUGCUGGAGAACGUCGAGCUGAUCCUCGAAGCCUUCGAUUACCUGCGUCUGCCCUUUGCUCUCAAGGAAGGCCGUGUCGGCAGGCUCAGCAUCAGAAUCCCAUGGAAGAAGCUCGGUUGGGACCCCAUAAUUAUCAUCCUCGAGGACGUCUUCGUCCUCGCCUCCCCCAGGGAUGACGAAGAGUGGAGGUUGGCAGCAGUGGAGCAAAGGGAAUUUGCUAGCAAGAAGGCCAAGCUCGCAGCAGCAGAGCUAGCGAAGCUAUCAAGGCGUGUGUGUGAUAACCAGGCUGGGGAAUCGUUUAUAUCAUAUAUUACUGCAAAGAUACUUGACAGCAUCCAAGUGUCCAUUAGAAAUUUCCAUGUGGUAUACCGUGACCUGUACUGUGGCUUGCCCAGUAAUUCUGCACAAUUCAUGCUUGGUUUGAAAUUCUCAAGUUUGGCAAUCAUGAAGCAAACAUCUCCUGGUACAAGGGGCCUGGUCAGCAAAAUGGUGGAGAUUACUGGUUUGGAAAUCUAUUGCAGCUCAUCAAAUGGAAAUCUCAGUUUGCUGACCAGGGAUAAUGUCCAAGACUCCAAGGACCUGAGGAACUCAAGAUAUGAGGGGAAUGCAUAUGACCAUAUACUGGCUCCGCUGGAUGCGUCUCUCUCGCUUCUGGUUGACAGGUCUGGCAAGCUUGACAGUGAUGCUCCACAAUACUCCAUAAAUGCUGAAGUCACCAACUUGAUGUUCUCUCUUGAUGAAGUCCAGCUGCAAUACAUCCUGAUUAUAUGGGACAACUUGUGCACAUAUCAACUAAGAGAAAAAUAUGGACGUUAUCGCCCUUGGAGCUGUCCUUUAUCAAGGAAACCUGCAAAUUGGCAAAAAGUUUGGUGGCGCUAUGCACAAGAAUCUGUUUUAUCAGAUGUUCGAAAGACAUUGAGGAAAACAUCUUGGAGAUUCUUUGGAGAGAGACUGAGCUGUCGUCGGCGGUAUGUUGACCUGUAUAAGAAGAAACUAAUAUUUCUUAGACAGGAGCAGUCAAUUGAUGAAGAAAUUCUUCUAGAGUUGGAGCAAAUGGAAAAGGAUUCUGAUGUAGAUGAUAUAUUAAGUUACCGUGCAGUUGCUGAACAUAAAUUGCAGGAGCUUCCAGUCAACUCUUCAGACUCCAAUUCAGGAUUUAACAGCCUUGAGAAGUCCCGCAAUCUUGACCAAUCAUCAAGCAGACCCCGUGGAUGGUUAAAUUGGCUGUCUCGUGGUAUGCUUGGUGCUGGGGGUACAGAAGAUUCUAGUCAAUUUUCAGGAGUCGUUUCGGAUGAAGUAAUCAAGGACAUAUAUGAAGCGACAGAGUUUCAGCCUUCCGCUUCAACCAAUGGACCUGUUGUUACGGAUGACAAGUUAUAUAGAUGUGCAGUCAAAUUCUGCAUUCAUGAAAUUGCUGCACUAUUAAGAAGCACAAAAUCCAAGACAGAUACUGCAAAGUUGAUUCUCAAUGAAGCUGCUGUUGAAUAUAAAGUUCGGGAAGAAUCUUCUUCAGUUGAUGCGCUUCUCAACUCAAUCAGUAUAAUCUCCCCUCAUGAUGAAAGGGCCAUUUUACUUUCAAAGAGGGACUCUUCACAACCUUCUUGUAGGAUCCACAUGGACCUUUCACCAAGCCAAGAAGUUCAAGUAUCGAUAAAGAUUGCAGUUGAACCACUUUUAUUGUCUCUUGAUGCUGCAUUCUUCAGGAACUGCAUGGAAUUUUAUGAAGUUCUGGAGUAUGUUGAAUUUCAGCAUGAAAGAGUCAUCUCUUCCCUAAAUGGCAUUAGGAACAGCAGAGCACGAGUACAGUCCAAAACUGAAUACAUUUUGUCAACGCGUGAAAGAGUGACAUUGGAUGUCAGAGUCAACAAUGUUACUGUAAGCAUACCUUGGACUAAUACAUCAUUGGAGCACUCUGAAAUGGUUCUGGGGCUUCGAGCACUGGUUUUUAGCUCAGACUCUGAGCAAGAUGACUGGUCUGAUGUGCCAGACGACAUCCUAAUGCCUGUUGCAGAGUGUAAUUUUUCCAGUUUACAACAUCAUCUCUACGAUCAUUUUGAGGUCAAAAUUGAUGAUGCUGAGGUAAAAAUUAUUAGAAAUUCUUAUUCUAAACCGGUCACAGUAUUGGAGAAGUUCUCUGCAUCAGUUGGCGUGGCCUCAUGCUUCAUCCAAGAUGAAUCAAUACCAAAACAGUUGGAGGUUCGUAUUAAAGCACCAAUUGUAUAUGUGCACUUUUCACUGUCCAUAUUCAUUGCUGCUAUGGAAUUGAUUUUGUAUCUUGAUGACAUGCAUCAAAAGACUCAACCUGUGUCACUCAGAAGCCCUGAUUCAGGUCAUACCAUAUCAGAUCAUGUAAAAAGUUCAAUAUUUGGUUUUUCUCUUGCUGCAAAUUUGGGAGCAGUGACCAUUCAUUUUGACCUUGAGAAAGAUGAAGGCAAUAGCACCUCAUGCAUGGUCUCCCUGAAUGCAACAGAUAUCAGGUUUGAGUCUACAGAGCUUUUAAACUGCUGGAUCUUCUCAAAGGCAGUGGAGAUCACUAGUUGCUCUCUGAAUGAUGACCGAGACAGGUGUACUCUAUGCUUGUUUGGCUCUGUUUCUGAAAAUGUACCUCAACAUGACAUGAACAGCAGGGUCUACAACAAAAUCAGUAAGAAGAAUGACCAAAGAAUAUCAGCUAAUGGAUGUUUUCUUUUGCAUUAUGAAGCUUGUAGAAAAGAAGACUUUAGUCUGGAGAAAUGCACGAUAAGUUUGAGUGAUGGUGAGCUUCACUGCUAUCCUCAUAUAAUUGGGUUGAUGAUAGGGUUUUCUGAUAGAAUAGCUGAGUAUGCAAGACUUCAUGUUCAGAAAUCAUCUGGUCACUCUUUAGAUGAAAAAGCUCAGAGACAGGUGCCUGAUUUGGAGAACAAAAAAUUUGGCUUCUCAAACUUCUUGGAACCAGAAUGUUCUAAGAGUGCGAGCAUUCCGGCAAGUCAGUUUCCCUUCAUCACUAUUGACAAUUCUGGUCAACUUAGAAGCCUUGAGGAUUCUCUUCUUUAUGGUCUCUCCGACUGGAGGAAGAAAUUUUCUCCGUGUGGAAGAUCUGGAGGUGUGAAGUUUACCAAAGAUAAUGUAUCGAAUGGAUAUCUAUCCUCAUCAUUGGAGCCUGCUUCUUCAGGCAGUGGACAAUUUAUUGCUGAGUUUAAUAUGUGCGGAAUCAGAGUACAUUUCCAUGAUUCCUCAUGCAUCAUUGGAACUAUCACCGUACAUACCAUUAGUUCUAAAGUUUUUGUCUAUGAAGAGUUUGUGGAUAUAUUUUGUUCAACUGAAGGGUUGAUGCUCAAAUCAUCUUGUUGGCGGCAGGGUCUCCUUGAGUUUUUGUGGGGCCCUGCAUUACGGGAUUUUUCUCCUAUCUUAAAUGUCCGUGUGCGGAUCCCGACCACUCAUAAAAAUCCUCAACUAGAAGUAAGCAUAGGAGUUCAACAUGUGUGUUGCAUUUUGCCCACUGAAUAUUUGGCUCUAUUAAUAGGUUACUUUUCACUGCCCGAUUGGACCAUUAAUCCAAAGCAACAGCUUGAUGAACGUAGCAGUUCACAUACAGAUGAUGAGAGUCCAAUGACCUUUAAAAUAGAGAUACUGGAUUCUGAUCUGAUUAUCCCCACUGAGGAAAAAGCCUUUCAAUUUUUAGGGCUUGAGAUUCCGCAGCUAUAUUGUGAUAUUAUCCUUGACAAUUCAAGUGUUGCAGUGGAGGACAUCCCUUCCCAUUUGGUCGAUGGGUGUAAAAUUGCAGAGAGAAGCCAGGCUUUUAAUGUCUUUGGAAGACAAUUGUAUCUUUCCCUUCUCUUGCUCAAAGAUGAAGAUUGUCUUCCAAAAUUUGAUCGAGAUGCUGUGAGUAGGAAAUUGACCUUGAUUGCACCACUCAGUGCUGAUGUGUGGAUUAGAGUUCCAAGGGAGAAUGAGUCAUCUUCUGACUGCUCUGUGACUCCUGUUUGCAUCAUGGCAAGGAUUGAUAAUUGUGAACUCAUUGCUGAUGAGAGUUAUCUCUUUGAUGGACUUGAUGGAGUGGUGAAUGUCAUCAAUCAGUUUUCUGCAAUUGAAGAUAGAUCUAAAGCUUUCACAGGGAAUGCAUUGCAGUUUCUUAAAUCAAACAGCUGCCGAGAGAAGGAUUUAACAGCUUCAGCUGAUGUUUCAAGCUCUGGGUUGAUGGAAAUUUCAUUAUUCGUUAAUUCGUCGAGGAUAAAGUUGCAUCACACUGCACAAGAUUCAGCUGCUUGUGAACCAGUGGCUAUGGCUGAGAUGCAGUUGACAUGUUCCAUAUCAUUGAGACAUGAGAUGCCACAGCAUUUGGAGAUCAGUUUUUCUUCGUUUGUCAUAUAUUCUUUGUCCAGUUCUGCCAUCUUAGCAAGAUGCUCUCCUGCUGGUUAUGAUUCAUCAGUCCUGGGCAUUACUUUAUCGGUGUUAGAACAAGUUAGAAAUGAUAUUUCCUUUUCUCUUCCAUCUCUUGAACUUUGGUUUGAAUAUUUGGACUGGGUGAAGUUCCUUGAUGCUCUGAGAUCUCUUGUUGAAGAACAAGGCAGAACGGCUAAUACAGGAGCAUUAUUGAACAGCAGUACCAGUUCGGUUCUACAUACAGAAUCAGCUGCUUCAGAAAGUAAUGGCCUUGUGACUUCUUCAGAUAGUAAUUUUGUGGGCAUGGUGAAGCGGGAGACCAGCUUUGUGACUGUGAGGACCGAGAAUAUGGGUUUGACCUGUCAUUUCCCUUUUGCACUUAACAGAGACUCAAUACAGGGUUCUGGGAAUGGCACAUUUCCACUGGCAGAAAAUCAGCAUCUUUCACACUGUAAAUUUGCUUCAGUCACUAUUAAUACAAGGAGUGCUUGGCUGUCUCUGAAUAGCAGAGGUUCAAAAUUCAAAUCUUGCAUUGAGAAUGUGAGUGCUAGUGUCGGGAUAUCUCCAGAGAAGUGUCUCAGAUCUUCACCUUUCUUUCAGAUAAUUCAGGUUACUUUCGAGGCUGAAAUUUGUAAUAGAACAGAUGAGCUUGUUGAUAUCUCAGCAGAGGUAGGAUGCGAUCGAAUAGAAUUCGGCCUCUCGCAUCAAGUAUUCUAUUUCUGGCAUGACAUUGAGCUCAACAUUCUGGAGGCAGGGCCUUCUCAGAUUUCAAUUGGUUGCAUUGAUUGCAACUUAAAUAUUAGAAAGGUGUCUCUGCUGGUAACUGAUGGAAGGUGGACCUGCAAUGGACCCCUUCUUGAAGUUCUUGUAAGGAACUUCGUCUUGCAGGCCAAAGCGAGUGAAACAGUUGUGGAGAGCUCAAUUUGGAGUGACAUUCAAGUGAAUUACAAUAACAUUCAUAAGGUCAUGUGGGAACCAUUUAUAGAGCCAUGGAACUUCCAGAUGAGGCUAACCAGGAAGAGGGAGAUAAGUGUCCUUCUGAAGAGUUCCAUCGUCACGGACAUCCAUCUUAAAUCGAUGGCACAGCUCAAUCUGAACAUCACAGAGUCAUUUUUUGAGUGUGUUUGCAGGACAAUUGAGAUGAUCAAUGAUGCAUUGGGACUAGCAAGACCCGAUGUUAUUUCUAAAAGCUCAAGUUUCUUGAAUCCACAAUUGACUGAAACUAUUUCGGCUGGAAGAUAUGCGCCCUAUAUUCUGCAGAACUUGACUUCUUUGCGUCUGGCAUAUCACACUUUUCUUGGACCAAGCAAUUUGAAUGAUCUUGAUACCGGAGAAAUGAAAGACUGGCAUUAUGUGCAACCAGGUUCCUCAGUUCCAAUUUACAUCGAUGAAACUCCAGAGGAGCAACUUCUUCGUUUUAGACCUGCUGCCUCUUCUGACAGGCUAAAUGAAAAUCAACUCAGUGGGGCUGCUCACCAUUUUAUUAUGAUCCAACUUGAAGGGACAUCUACUCCUUCUGUACCAAUGUCAAUGGAUCUUGUUGGACUUAGCUACUUUCAGGUCGAUUUUUCGAAAACAUCUAGUUUAGAACUCGGGACAGUUGGAAGUAGGCCUGCUGCUGGUCCUGAAGAUGACCAUAAUGAUAGAGCUAGUGAUGGUUUUGUUAUCCCUGUAGUGUUUGAUGUUUCGGUGCAGCGCUUCAGUAAAUUGAUACAGCUGUACUCAACGGUCAUUGUUGAGAAUGAAACUUCUGUUCCAUUGGAGUUGCGAUUUGAUAUUCCACUGGGUGUAUCUCCAAAGAUUGUGGAUCCAAUCCUUCCUGGUGAGAAGUAUCCGCUUCCCUUACACUUAGCUCAACCUGGCCGAGUCAGGUGGCGUCCCCAAGGGAACUCUUAUGUUUGGAGUGAAACUCAAAUCCUCCGGAAUAUUCUGUCACAGGAUAGCAGGAUUGGAUUCCUUCGAUCUUUUGUUUGCUAUCCUUCUCAUCCAAGUAGCAACCCAUUCCGUUGUUGCUUAUCGGUUAGAAAGAUUUGUUUGCAUUCAGUGGAGAAGCCAAAAAAAGGUACUUCCCUUCAUGCUAGGAGUACCCCGAAGCGAUCUGGUGAACGAGAUGGGUUAUUACUUGGUUCAGACAAAUCAAAAAAUCAGUUUGUUUAUCAGUUGACCUUGAUUACUCCUUUGGUAGUUCACAACUAUCUCCCAGAAGUGGUUUCAUUGACCAUUGAAAGCGGGGGGGUUAAACAUGCUUCGUUGCUGUCAGAGGUAGCUACUUCCUUUUAUCACAUUGAUCCAUCGCAUGAACUGGGCCUUAAUUUCCAUCUGCAAGGAUACAAAACGUCUGUCUCUAGGUUCCCUGAUGCGGAAGCAUUCGUUACAUUAGCUAAGUUUACUGGCACCAAGUUUAUUCUUUCAGAGACUCUGAGUUUUGAGGCUGAUGUUGGUAAAGGUCCAAUAAAUGCUACUCUAGAGAAGAAGUUGGAUGCUUUUUCCGGGGCUCGGGAGCUCUUCGUAUAUGUUCCAUUUCUGUUAUAUAAUUGCUUGGGUUUUCCACUCUGCCUUGCUGACUCUGCCAGUGAAGUGGCAAGUGGAACAGUGUGCACUAUUCCGUCAUGUUACGAUUUGGUUGAGGAAGAACCUAUUCAAAUGAAAAUGGAUGGCCUUGGUCUUUUGUCUUCCAGUGAAGAUUAUAAGAAUGGGUCUCCUAAUAGUGCGGUGAUCUCAACUAGGAGAUUCGUGAAUAUGCCUACAGGUGGGAUGGCCUCUGUAGUGAAUCUACGCAAGAAGAAUUACGUGGAAAACCCAGGAGAGUGGAUUGGUAAUUCAACCAAUAGAACUUGUCCGACUAAUAUAUCAGAUUUAAGGAACUCAUGUGUUGUAGAUAAUGAGGGUGCAAAGGUUAGGGCGUUCGCUUAUGUGCCUAAACUAAGUUCUUAUUCAAGCGAUAACAUGGUAAGAGUUAGGAGAAGCUUUUUAGAAUCUGUUGGAGGAAAGCAGUUGGGCUUUUCGUGGUCGGAUCCAUUUCCAUUAGAUCCUGCAAGUGGUUCGACUACUGUUCUUGUCCCUCAGCGGAUCCAAAAUGCUGCUUAUGUGGUAUCUGUGAAUUCUACUGCACUUUCAGAACCAUUCGCUGGCCGUACCAGGGCAAUAUCUUUCCAGCCCAGAUAUGUCAUUAGCAAUGCUUGCAGCAAGGAAUUAUGUUACAAGCAGAAGGGAACUGAUUCUGUUUUCCAUUUGGGUGUCGGGCAGCACUCCCAUCUUCAUUGGACAGACACAACUAGGGAUUUACUGGUUUCCAUCCAUUACAAUGAACCAGGAUGCGAGUGGUCGGGUAGUUUCUUGCCGGAUAUUCUAGCUGAUACUCAGGUGAAGAUGCGGAACUAUAUUUCUGGAGAACUAAACAUGAUUCGUGUAGAAGUGCAGAAUGCCGACGUUUCCAUCAGGGAAGAAAAGAUUGUUGCGAGCAUUCAUGGAAAUUCUGGAACAAACUUGAUUUUGCUUUCUGAUGACGAUUCAGGCUACAUGCCUUACAGAAUCGAAAAUUUCUCAAAGGAGAGGUUACGCAUUUAUCAACUAAGGUGUGAAAAUUUUGAAACUAUCGUGCAUUCGUAUCAGUGUCAUCCUUAUGCAUGGGAUGAACCUUGUUACCCACACCGCCUUGUUCUUGAGGUGCCUGGAGAGCGAGUUUUAGGAUCAUAUGCUCUUGAUGAUGUAAAGCAGACCAUGAAAGUGCAUUUGCCUGCUACCACUGAGAAGCCAGAAAGAACUUUGCUUAUAUCUGCACAUGCUGAAGGAGCGACGAAGGUGCUUAGCAUUAUAGAUUCAAGUUAUCAUGUUUUCAGAGACUUGAAGAGCUUGAGUAACAAUGUAACUGGUGAGAAGAAGAAACCUGAGGAGAAACGGGACACUUCUGAUUACAACGAGAAAGUUUCAAUCACUAUCCCUUAUAUUGGUGUAUCUCUUAUCAACUCUAAUUCACAGGAAUUGCUUUUUGUCUGCAUAAAGGGCAUGACCGUUGAUCUGCUUCAGAGCAUGGAUCAACAGAAGCUUUCAUUUCAGGUCUCCUCAUUGCAAAUUGACAACCAACUACAUACCACGCAAUACCCAGUCAUCUUGUCAUUUGAUCAUGAUUCCAGAAGUAAGUCCUAUGGUCUCAAAGAUGGUGGUCAGAACAAGUGUGAGGACUUGCAAAUUCAUUCUCACAGCUCUUGUGAAUCUGUCAUCUGCCUAGCUGUGUCAAAGUGGAGGAAGAAAGACGUGCCAGUGAUCUCAUUUGAAUACAUAAUCUUCAGGGUGGCAGAAUUUCACCUUGAGCUUGAACAAGAAGUGGUGUUGAGUGUGGCUGACUUGUUGAGAACCAUCUACUUGAGACUGCAAAGUGGAGUGCUCCCAAUUUCAGAUACAGAGCCACCAGUUUUAUAUGAUAUCAGCCUUUUGGAAGAUCCACACCCACUCGUUCCCAAUUUAAACACUUCAAUACCGAGUAUAAAGUCAGGAAAUCGUUCAUUGCUGCCCUCUGUAAUACCCAUUGGAGCACCCUGGCAACAAAUAUACCAUUUGGCGAGGAGGCAAAAGAAGAUUUAUGUUGAAUUGUUUGAUUUGGCUUCUGUAAGGUUCACCUUAAGCUUUUCUAGUGCUCCAUGGAUGCUUAGAUUUGGGAUCCCUACAUCAGGAGACUCUCUUAUGCAAAGAGGUUUAAUGGCUCUGGCUGAUAUAGAAGGAGCACGAAUUUAUCUUAAGGAGCUGACAAUAUCUCAUCACAUGGCCAGUUGGGAAUCCAUUCAGGAGAUCCUCUUUAGGCAUUACGCUCGGCAACUUCUUCAUGAGAUGUACAAGGUCUUGGGUUCAGCUGGUGUUAUUGGUAAUCCAAUUGGAUUUGCAAGGAGCUUGAGCCUUGGGAUCAAGGAUUUCUUAUCAGUUCCUACCAGAAACGUUUUGCAGAGCCCUGCAGGACUAGUACGUGGCAUGGCACAAGGAACUACAAGCCUCUUGAGUAGCACUAUUUAUGCCUUGAGUGAUGCUGCCUUUCAGUUUAGUAAAGCUGCUCAGAAGGGUAUUGUUGCGCUUACAUUUGAUGAUCAAGCAGUUGCUAGAAUGGAGAGGGAACAAAGAGGUGUGGCUUCUCAUAGUCAAGGGGUCAUUAAUGAAGUCCUAGAGGGUCUCACUGGACUUCUCCAAUCGCCAAUCAGAGGAGCUGAAAAGCAUGGUCUCCCCGGUGUCCUCUCAGGAAUGGCACUGGGGCUGACUGGUGUGGUGGCACGACCAGCUGCUAGCAUCCUCGAAGUGACUGGGAAAACGGCCCAAAGCAUCCGAAAUCGAAGCAAACACUACCAAACCAGAGGAGCAAAGCGCCUCAGGGUGCGCUUACCAAGGCAUCUGAGGCCUGACCUCCCCCUGAAGCCCUACUCCUGGGAGGAAGCAAUCGGGAUCUCCGUACUCCGGGAAGUAGCUGCUAACAGUAAUAGCCACAACAACAAUGACAGCACGACCACCACCACCACCUGCCUUGGGGACCAAGAUGAGGUGCUGGUCACUUGCAAGUCCCUCAGGCAGCCGGGCAAAUUUGUCGUGCUAACUGAGAGGCGGAUUCUGAUCGUGGGCUGCCCGAGCCUAGUGAACUUUGGGAACCCUGAGUUCCCAGGAAUUGAGGCAGAUCCUGGUUGGACAAUCGAGUCAGAAAUCGGGCUUGACAGUGUGAUCCACUGUGAUGCCGAUGAGAAUGUUGUGCACAUUGUGGGUAGCAGUUCCUCAGAGAGGUUGCUGAGGCAAAGUCUCAGCCACCACCAUACCACAAAGGGAAAAGCGAAGUGGAAUAAUUUCAGCCCUGCAACUCUCCCCCUUUUUCAGAUGGAUCUCGAGCUUGGGUCGAGGGAAGAGGCGCAGCAGUUGCUGUCGACAGUAGAACAGGGGAAAGAACAGAGAUGGGGAAGUGCCCGGGUGCUUCAUCAAUGGAACAUGAGGUGAAAUUGUGGAAUCUUGGGAUGUUUGGUAUGCGGCUUAGUUCAUUUUGUACAGUGUACAUAACUUUAGUUGUAUCCGUAGAUAUUGAUUGUAAUUUAUCCUGUUAUAGCGUUGAUGCUUCAUUUUUGGUCUUCUAGUCUGGUAGCUGAGAUUUUCCGACUUUAUCUGAAACUUGGGUUUUGAUCGGGCGUUUGCUGCAGUAGCUAAAUUGAAUUGAGCUUUGCAAAAUUCAAGUUCGAAUUUUGAGCACCCAUUUUUAACCGUUUAGCUAGUA
Punica granatum (pomegranate) is the source of this 10836-nucleotide messenger RNA. NCBI's taxonomy places the organism in Eukaryota, Viridiplantae, Streptophyta, Magnoliopsida, Myrtales, Lythraceae. The record is from RefSeq and is a predicted model, not a curated record.